AUGAGCGCCAUUCGAAGGGAACUCGCCCACGUUACUCAGCCGCGGCGGCAAAGUCGCCGUACGGCCUCUGUCGCGCAGGACAAGGGCGCCGGUGACGGCGGCACACACGCCGCCAGAGGGCGACGGAUCUCUUCUUCGUCCCCAGUGCCGUCGUCGGCCCCCGGCACCACUGCAGAGACAACGUUUUCCUUCAUCGCAGCCUCGCCGCAGUUCACGGAGGCACUCGCGCGAUGGCGGCAGGUGAUCGAGGCGCAGCAGCGCUCGUUGCGAAUGGAAGAGGUGCACGACUACCUAGCGGCGUCACAGCUAUUCCUUGCAGCCGCUGUGGAGGAACAGCAGCUCGGCGGGGGCAUACAAGACCCAGAUGCGCUGUGCUGUGUGUCGCCUCUGAUGCUCGCCACUCACGGCGUGACGCACGUGCUGCGUGCCUGUGGCCUCCUCCUCUCCGACACCCUGCUAGACAAGGAAGUGCCGUACCCUGCCAGUGUUGUGGAGGAGAUGGCGACGGCAGUGGUGUCGGCGGUCACGACUGACGCCAUCGCUGACGAACUCGGUAGCAGUUGCAGGAGUGGCAGGGCCGUUGAUUCUCCGCUGCCGAAUCAGUUGGCGCUGCCGCCGCUGCUCGCGCGAGCUGGCCCACAUGCCACCCGCGUGUGGAUGCUGCUCGUGCAGCUGGCAUCCUUCCUGGAGCGGAACGCUGUAACGCUUCCGUGGGAUACGAAGGACACGCCAACUGGCGCCGCCGCUUCGACUUUGCUGGCAGACGACAGUAUGCGCAACAGAGGCAGCAGCACAACGCAACUUCUCUGGGAGCUUUCUGCUGCCGUGCUGCUGCACCGGCCAUUCGAUGCGCUGCAGGCGCUACAUGACGUUCUUGAGCACGCCUCUUCGUCCACCACAGCGGCUGCGAAGGUGCCGUCGCUGCGAGACCUCUUCAGUAAAUACAUGUCGCCGCGGCGUGCACGCCCGUCAUCGCCGCUCACCUCAGCUACACGCGCAUCUCCGUCUUCGUCGGUGUGCUCCUCAUCUCCUGCAACCGUGGCAGCAGCAGCAGCAGCACCAUCAGCGCCAAACGUCUGGAUAACGCAGGUGCAGGCACAAGCAGGCACGCUGCCACUGUGCCUACUUUCCUUGCGCCGUGCCAUUGCGGCCGCAGUGCGUGCACGUCACUACGCCGAGGCGCUGAUGGAUGUCGAGGUGGGUCUGCACCUCCUGCGGGAGCAAGCGGAGAGGCUGGACCCGGUUCGCCGUGAUGAGCACAAGGCGGAGCCAGCGGAGGAAGUCAGCGAACAGACCCGCACCGCGGAUGUGGCCGUCACCAAUGCGGGCGGGACCGACUACCGGCGGCUUGUGUACUGGCCCAAACCGGCAACGACAACACAAACCCAGCGAUCGGGCUCGGCAAGCGUGUCUACCACGAAGGCGGCCGCCUCCGCUGUCACGUACCUCUCCGAUGGCGUUGUGCUGACUAUGCUGCGCGUGCUGCUGCUCUUUAUCACGUCCCCAAUGGCGUCUGGAGAGGCGGUGGCACGGCUGCAGCAGCGGCAGUGCGGCAAGGGCUCGUGGUGGAGACGAGAGCCACGGAGGAGCCACGCGACCCUAUCGACUUCCGGCACCAGCAGUCCGUCGACCCAGCAGGAGCGCGCCGACGACGAUCCCCUGGACUGCGCUGGCGACGUUGUCCGCUGCGUAGCCAUCUCCCUCACCUCUGCGCUGGACACACUGGACACCCUGACGGCGCAGCUGCAGCUACUAGAGCGACAUGUCAUCGUACCGCAAUGCUCCACAGCACGGUCACCUGCCGCAUCCUCCAAGACCAGAAACGCGGGCUGCAGAGCCGCAUCCGCGACGCCGGCCCGGCAGCCCCACGCGGAGGUGCGCCUUCUUCGCUCGUUUCCAGGCCCAGCGCACCGGCUAGAGCACGUUGCCACGAAUGCAUUGAACGAGGCGAAGACGGGCGUGACUCUGCGUGACGCACACACGCCAGCAACGAAUGGCGUCGAGAAAGGUGCGCCGACGGAGAGAGCAGCUGCCACAGCACUUGGCGAGGGGGCGCUCACGGAGCGCCCCUCCUCUUACGCCACCGAGGCCGCCACGUCGCUUCAGCGCUCCUCGCGCACUGUCUGCACGCUGACAUCGUCGGCGCGGUAUCAGCAACUCAAGCAUGCGUACCGUUCGCGGUCGGCUUUCCAUGUCGAGAGCACUGAAUGCUCGGCGAUGCUUACUGGCCCCGGCGCGGAUGCAUCCUCCACAGUCGCGCGCGACGCCGACGAGCUGCACAACGGCGCCGCGCAUGUAGCGGACGUGCAUCCGGAGGUGAAAGCUGAAGAGCAUAGAGGUCAAGAGGCGGAAGAAGGAAACCGCUUCGGCACGCAGUCCGCCGCCUUGGUGGAGCUGGCGGAAGUUGUCCGCGAGCUGUGGAUGAUGGUGGGGGCGCUCACGCUUCCGCUUCGUGCGGCAUCGACGUGCACGACUCCGCCGACUGCGGCCUCCGUUGCUGCGGCAUCAACCCCCCUGGCCGCAGGGGAGUCGUGGUUCGAGGAGAGUGUAACGACGGCCACAGCUGCCUCGCCUCCGGCGCGCGAGAGCGGCAUCAGCUACGGCGACGCGCGUCUCGCCUUUCCCACAGUGGAGCCACGAAUGGAGAGGUGCCUGCGCGUGCUCGGCGGACGUGACCGGACUGUGCUGGUACUGCUUCGUCGGCUGCAAUCCGAGCUGCUCUUCCCGGCGGUCUGCCGCCCACUUGCUUAG
Leishmania mexicana MHOM/GT/2001/U1103 is the source of this 2751-nucleotide messenger RNA. RefSeq lists its product as hypothetical. Lineage: Eukaryota; Euglenozoa; Kinetoplastea; Trypanosomatida; Trypanosomatidae. Bases 1 to 2751 code for a protein of 916 amino acids. The transcript has a single exon. The record is from RefSeq and is a predicted model, not a curated record.